CGAGGAGCGGGAAGGGAGCGGCAGCAACACCAACACCCUCAAGCACCGGGACAAAUGUCCGUGCGGCGGCGGUGGUAGUGGUGGUCUACUUCUUUAUUCUGAGCUUUUGGGAAAUCAUUGUGGCAUUUAGAACACAAAAUACCCUUAGACCCUGUAUUUUCUGACACUGCUGGAACACUGAGGGAUUUACAGCAGUCACAAUGAGGCGAAGCUCAAGUAUUGCUGGAAGCAGCAGCCGACAAUCUAUGAUGGCACUGAGAGUGGAGGACAGCAACAAGAUGGGUCUUCAAACACCUCAGAUGAAGGACAGAAGCACCCUUGGGAAGCUGAGCAUGAGCAAACCUACAUCUGGAGCUUCAGAAGGAAAAGCCAGCUGUUCUGGGAACAGAGCGAGUGGGGCUGGAGGGUCCCGCAGCAGCCAGCACGGUGUGUUUGGGACAGAAAAGAUAAAGGAUCCCAGGCCCCUUCAUGACAAAACAUUCAUCCAACAAUGUAUCAAGAAGCUUUAUGAGUUCCUCCUUGAGAAUGCUUAUGGGCACAACGUUUCCAUGAAAUCUCUACAAUCUCCAUCAGUUAAGGACUUUUUAAAGAUCUUCACCUUUAUCUAUAGAUUCCUCUGCCCUUCUUAUGAACUGCCUGACUCAAAAUUUGAGGAGGAAAUUCCCAAAGUUUUUAAAGACCUUGGAGUAACGCUACGAAAAGUGAAAACAUCUCUUGAAGGAGACGUCCAGAAAUACCAGGCUUAUUUGGCUAGUCUGGAAUCUCAUGUAGCUGUCCUUGAUCAAAAGCUGGAAAGUGUUAACAGUGAAGUUGAGACAGCAGAAAUGGAGGUAGAAGCAAUGAAGCAGGAGAAUGCCCGGCUCCGGCAUGUCUUAGAUAACCAAAAGUACUCAGCUGUGGACAUUGAGAGAGUAAAUCACGAGAGAAAUGAGCUGCAGCAAACCAUUAACAAGCUGACCAAGGAACUGGAAGCAGAAGAACAUCUGCUGUGGAAUGAAGAGCUAAAAUAUGCUAGGAAUAAAGAGGCGAUUGAUAAGCAACUGGCAGAGUAUCAUAAACUGGCUCGAAAGUUGAAAUUAAUUCCAGUAAGUGCUAAGAAUUCCAAAGGCCACGACUUCGAGAUUCAGUUUAAUCCUGACGAAGGACCAAAUUGCCUACUCAAAUACGGAACUCAGAUCAAGGUUCCCCUCAUGGAGAUCAUCAACGAGACUGAGGAAGAAAUCAUUAAAGCUACUCAACGGAAAAUGACUUUGGAAGAUACUUUGGAACAGGUGAAUAUAGAGCUAGCGGACAAGAAACGCAGUGUGAAAAUGCUGACAGAAGAAGCUGAAAAGCUAGAUGAUCUUUACCAGCAGAAGCUUAAGGAGAUAGAAGAGGAAGAGCAAAAAUGUGCAAAUGUACGGGAAUCAUUAGAAAAGCAUAAACAGUUACUUGAGAGUGGUGUCUAUGACGGUCUCAGUGAAGCCACAAAUGAAUUGCAUGAUCUCCAACGACAAUAUCAAGUUGUUCUGCAAACAACAACAGAAGAGAAGAGAAAAAUUGGUGCUAACUUGAAUCAUCUUAUAGAAACAGUUGCUACUCAUAUAGCAUCUAUAGUGAAAUACCUUGAUGAACAGAAUGUGAAAAUUCACAGAGACUAUGAAGAAUUCAUGUCUGAAGAUCUAUUGUCAAACUUGACCAGCAUCCUAGACAGCUAUAAAAAGAAGGCUGAAAGUCUCUAAUCACUAGAAGGAUGGAGAUAAAAAUGUUGCAUUUCUGAAGCUCUUGUAUGGUGCCUUCUAAAAGGAUGGAUACUACCUGUAUUUAGCACUGAAACUGGUUUUAAGUGGAAGGAAGUAGUUACGAACGUUUUUUUGUUGACACAAAUACAUGAAAGAAAUAAAAAACAUAUUUGCAUUUUCUGAAGAAAUGCUUUGCUCAGACUUUGUACUUGCAAUAGCACAUGUAUACAUGAUGGGCACGUGCAUGACAGACAGUUCACAUCCUUCUCCAAGCUUCAUUUUACGAACAAGACCAAAUGUAAAAUGUCUGUCUCCUGCUUGUUCAGUUCCCUAUGAAACUGCACAGAGACACCUCUUACAUGAGUAAAAAAUCAAAACCUCUUUGGAGAAGAUGAUUAUUCCUUAUCUAGUAGUCUUGUAAAUAGUCUAGAAAAAGAAACAGUGCCGUGGCACUGUCGAUGACAGGGGUGCCGCGACUACCCUGAAGAAGCCGUCCUGAAAAGGACUGCCCAGGGGCACAGGCACGUCCUCUGCCCGGCGAGUGGUCUCAGCUCAGCGGCAGCGUGCAGGCGACGCAGAGAGGGUGACUAGAGAGCUGUAUGGCAUUCCACUGAGAAACAGCCUUUAUUAUAGCAGGGCCCUCAGUGAAGGGAGCCAGUGACAGCAGCUCCUCGAACAGGGGAAAAAAAAACUGGGGUAUUUAUAGGGAAGGAGAGGGGCGGGGGAAACUGGGAUACAUGUAGCAGGGUGGAGUGGCAGGGGAGAACACCAAUGGGGUGCAAGAGUUUAACAACUAACUCAAAGACCUCUGGGAGUGACACUUUUCUCUCUCUGAGACAAAAGUGCCUUGCCUAGGGAGAAUCCUUCCAAGCGAGAGCCGGGCUCUCCGGGUUGGCCGGUUCUUUGGCCUCCACAACAUAGCAGUUUGAAAACCAAGUCUUGUCUUUAGCUCCUCAUACUUCCAGAUGAAACUUCAUUGAACUUCUUGAAUAUGUGUACCAGAGAAAGUUCUAAGUAGGACAUCAUAUGAAUUCUUGGUGUUUAUCUAAUCAUUUAGAUUUGGUUCAUGUUCAAUACAUCAAAAUGGUCUAAAAUGUCUGUAUUCUUCUUGUUAGGCCAGUUGGACAGACUCUAUUUGACUUUUCUUCCUCAAGAAAGUAACAGUGAAAUCAGCGUAUGGGCAGCUUUGGUCUAAAACAGUUUGAAGAAAGCGGAUCGAUGCUACGUGAAAAUAGUAUCUUUUUAUCUAUUCUGUGUAUAAUUUUGUGUUUAAAAAAAAAUAAAUAAAACCCAGCAUUCAUAUCUUGGAUAGUUUAUGAUGGUAUUUCCUAAUGAAAGCAUUGAAGUAUUUGAGAGUUGUCUCUAGAGGUCAGACAUUCAAAUAUACAAAGAUAAAAACAAUUUUGCAGCUGCUAAAAGGCUUUUAGCAGCUGAUAGGUAAAGGAAGCUGCUCCUUAAUUCUACAAUAUUUGAAUGAAACACUGAUCCUUAGGAUAUACAACAAAACUUGAGUUAGACCAUCUAAACACGGACUGCAAAUACGAACUGAAUUGUCUAAUUCUAGGCUAUUUCUGCAGAAUGAGUUUAAAACUCAGUUGUCCUUAACAUAGUGCAUGAAUUUUCUGGCCCUAGUAUGAUUAUUUUGUUUCAGAUAUGAUAAUGAUGACAUGAUUUAAGCUUCUAAUUUUCUGUUCCUCUUAUACUCCAGAACUUUAAUUUGACAGCUAGAAAAAUCUUCUGACAGGUGGGAAGUUCUUCUACUUUCUUUUGUUGUCCUCUUUUCUGUUACCUUUACAGACUCUUUGUUUUCUGUAACAAACUGCAUCCCACUUCCUUGUCUUUAGAAGUUUUUUCCUUUUGUGAACUCUAAAAAUUUGUUAUCUAAAGCAAUGUAGUAAUCUAAUGUAGCAAAACUAUGAGUCAUAUAUGAGAGCCACAUUCCUUUAAAGAAUGUGCUUAUUUAGGGGCAGUGCUCUCUGACUCCCCUGUACCUCUUUGUCUCUGCUUCUAUACUGAUCUUGUGUUUCGUAGCAUCUGUAGGUUCCUUGUUGUAUGCAGUAGUCAGUUGAUUCAAUGAAAGCAAAUAAGGGGCAUUUCCAAGGACUUUAU
Molecule: messenger RNA, 3830 nt
Organism: Pseudopodoces humilis (Tibetan ground-tit)
Lineage: Eukaryota; Metazoa; Chordata; Aves; Passeriformes; Paridae
Source: RefSeq, a predicted model, not a curated record